Molecule: messenger RNA, 1306 nt
Organism: Rhinichthys klamathensis goyatoka
Lineage: Eukaryota; Metazoa; Chordata; Actinopteri; Cypriniformes; Leuciscidae
Gene: epcam
Product: epithelial cell adhesion molecule
Exons: 10
Coding region: 127-1047 (306 amino acids)
Cellular component (GO): membrane
Source: RefSeq, a predicted model, not a curated record
GUGGAUAUCUGUUGGAUCUAUUCUUUAUAAAGCUCAAGAGUACAGUCUAUCAAGCGGAAUAACUCAUUUUGGUUGGAUUUUGUUCUCUUUUCAAAACUAGCCGAGCUUUUUUGGUUCUUACCCACGAUGAAGGUUUUAAUUGCCUUGUUUGUUGUGGUAUUUGUGGAUAUGGUCGCCUCACAAUGUGCUUGUGACAAUAUGAAAUGGGCGGUAUGUGAUGGAGAACCAUGCCAGUGCACCCUUCAGUUUGCUGACGAUUACAAGCAAAAGCUUGAUUGUACAAAGUUGAUUCCCAAGUGCUUCCUCAUGAAAGGGGAGAUGUAUCGUGCCAGGAAAAACUUGACCACAAGAUCAAUUGGUGGGAAGCCAGUAGAGACCGCCUUUGUGGACAAUGAUGGCAUCUAUGACCCAGAGUGUGAGGACAACGGGAAGUUCAAGGCUGUCCAGUGUAACAAAACUGAUGUGUGCUGGUGUGUGAACAGUGCUGGUGUACGUAGAAGUGACAAAGGAGACAAGAACAUCAAGUGUGAGCCUGUGGAGACAUAUUGGGUUCGCCUGGAAUUGAAGCAUAAAGCUGCACCAGGUGUAACUCUUGAUGCCGGCAAACUGAAGACUGGGAUUGAGAAUGCUUUGCUGCAGCGUUACAAUUUGGAUAAAACGCAUGUGUCUGAUGUUCAGUAUGAUAAAGAUGGCCGUCUGCUUAUUGUGGAUGUCAAAAAGACGGUUGGACAACCAACUCCAGACCUGUCCCUCAUGACUUACUACAUGGAGAAGGAUAUCAAAGUUCUGCCCCUGUUUAAAAACGAACAACCAUUUGAGGUCAGUGUUGAGGGAUCAAAGGUGUCCAUGGAGAGUAUCCUGGUCUACUAUGUAGACGAAAAGGCCCCUACCUUCACCAUGCAGAAGUUGACCGGUGGCAUCAUUGCUGUCAUCGUGGUGGUCGCAGUGGUUGUGCUUGCAGGACUUCUUGUUCUGUACUUUCUUGGACGGCGGCAGAAGGCCCGGUACUCAAAAGCACAGCCCAGAGAGAUGGAGACCAUGUCUUAAAGCAAUUAAUGAUGUCCCAUGUACUUGAAAAUGACACUGGGACGUGCCCCAUGCUGAAGCAUAGAACUGUUGUGUGCAUUGCAUGUGACACUUUCAUAUUGGGAAACUUGUGUCUGUUACAUGCUGGCUACAGUUGUUUUUAAGCAAUAUUUCUGUUACGUUUUGCUAUUUAAUGAGGGCUCAUUUUCAUUGGAUCAACAUUUUAACAUUGUACAGUUUGUGUGACUUGUAAGUUUUUAAUAAAAUUUGUUAAAUGUCA